AUGGCUAUUCCACCAAACUUUGAAGAAGGUCAGUCUGCCUACAGGCCACCAAGGUUCAAUGUCCGGUACUAUGGAUGGUGGAAGACUUGGAUGCAUGACUUCAUCAUGGCUGAAAAUUCAGAGCUAUGGGAUGUUAUCUGUGAUGGACCCUUUGUUCCUACCAAGAAUCUUGGCGACCCAGCUGUAGCCAUUCCCAAGACGAGGAAGGAAUUGAAUGACGCUGAUCGAAAGGCCGUAGAAAAGAAUUUUCGUGUAAAGAAAAUUCUUGUUUGUGGCAUUAGUCCUGAUGAAUACAACAGGAUAUCGGCAAGUCAGUCAGCCAAGGAAAUCUGGGAAGCUCUUCAGAUAGAUCACGAAGGAAUAACACAGGUUAAGCAAUCCAAGAUCGACAUGCUCACAACUGAAUACGAGCCUUUCAGGAUGAAAGAUGAUGAAUACAUCCAAGAUAUGCAUACUAGGUUCACCUCCAUCAUUAAUGAGCUUCACUCUCUUGGUGAAACUAUUCCAAGAAAUAAUCUUGUCAGGAAAAUCCUUAGUGUACUGCUCAGUUCUUGGGAAAACAAAGUGAACGCCAUUACAGAGGCGAAAGACUUGCAGACACUGACCAUAGAUGAACUUUCUAUAAAUGAUGAAGAUACUUUAACUGUGGAGUUAGGAGAAGCAGAACAAACCAGAGAUGACUUAGUAAUCGUUGUUGUUGAUUUAAAGGAAACAAUUGAGAACUUUAAGAAAGAGAAGGAUGCCUUAGAUGAAAAAAUUGCACAUAUAGAACAUGAAAGAGAUGAUCUAAAGGUCAUUGUGGUAGACCUAAAAAAAACCUUUGAGUAUGUAAGAAAGGAAAAAGAAGCCUUAGCUGAGAGAGUUGCUAACAUUAAGCAUAAGAGAGAUGGCCUAUUAGUGGUGGUAGUGGACUUGAAGGAAACAAUUGGGGAACCUAAAAUAGAGAGUAGGCUUGAAAAUUCUCAAAAAGGAAAGGAAGUUUCAAGUGAGGCACACAUUAAGAUUGAAAGGGAGUUAAAUUCAGUGAAGUCUAGUAUGUGUGCUGAGCUUGAGAAAAACAAACAACUUCAUGAAGAGCUAGGAAGAGUGAAGGGUGACCUUGAAAAAUCACUCAAGUGGACCUCGUCCUCUGAUGCUAUCACUGCCGUGUACACCAACAAUGGAGGAAACAUGCAGGGGAUUGGGUUCCAAAGGGAAAAGAUUCUCUACAACCUUCAUAGCAAGUACGUUACUGUACCUGAUAAUUGGCUUUGCACUCACUGUGGCAACACUAGGCACUUUAAAGAAAACUGUAAGGCCAGAUUUCAGUCACAACAGAAAAACAAAGUUUUCGCUAAAAAAGUAACUACUGGUAACAGUGAAAGGAAGAAGCCUACAAUGAAUGGGGAUCUCAACUGUCUAAGUGCUAUUGAUGAUGAUGCUGAAUUAUGGCAUAGGAGGCUGGGUCAUGUAAGCUUUACAUUGCUGAACAAAUUGGUUAGGAAGAACCUGGUUCGUGGUCUUCCCAAGUCAAGUUUCAAGGAUCACAAAGUGUGUGAUGCAUGUGUAAAAGGCAAGCAUGUCAGAUCCUCAUUCAAGCCCAAAUGGGAAGUCAGUACCUCAAGGACACUUGAUCUUCUUCACAUGGAUCUAUGUGGACCCAUGAGGGUGGCAAGCAGGGGAGGAAAGAAAUAUAUCUUCGUUAUAGUUGACGAUUACUCCAGAUUCACCUGGACUUUAUUUCUCAGAACCAACUGA
Molecule: messenger RNA, 1737 nt
Organism: Nicotiana tabacum (common tobacco)
Lineage: Eukaryota; Viridiplantae; Streptophyta; Magnoliopsida; Solanales; Solanaceae
Source: RefSeq, a predicted model, not a curated record